This is a messenger RNA of Nymphaea colorata (pocket water lily), 2537 nucleotides long. RefSeq lists its product as uncharacterized. Lineage: Eukaryota; Viridiplantae; Streptophyta; Magnoliopsida; Nymphaeales; Nymphaeaceae. The transcript has 13 exons. The record is from RefSeq and is a predicted model, not a curated record. The coding region runs from base 1169 to 2425 and encodes 418 amino acids. Gene Ontology annotation, cellular component: cytoplasm.
UUUUCGGAAAACCAAAAACCCCUGCCCCUCUGAAGGCUUCACUGAUGACUCUCCGACCGUUCAACGGCUACGCCAGCACCCUUCUGAGCCUCCUCCAGUUUGAGACCACGCCGGCGGCUUUCUAAGCGCUCUCCGGACCGCGAAGAACCUGGUCGAAGAGGUGACUUUCUCUCUCUCUCUCUCUCUCGGUUGAAGGCUGCCGGUCGGAAAUCAGUCCGGUCGGCUGCCUUUGCCUCUCUCACCGAUCGGCAGUCUUUCCGUUACGCUAGGGAGGGUUUUAUCGUGCCGCCCUUCUCCUUUUAAAGAAAACAGACAAGAGUUUGAGAAAGCGAGAAGGGGAGAGGUGAAGAAAGAAACAGGGAGAACGAGGGGAGAAGAGACGAGGAGUGAGAGAUAGAGGAGAAGAGGGACGGUAGUGGAGGGUUGGAAUACAUCAGACUAUGUCAUACUACAGAGAUUGACUUGUUAAGAAAUCAGAUAUUUGAGAAUUGAGUUAGAACUCAGUGAACAGAGGCUGUUAUAUUUGAAGGCAAGCGGUUAUAAUGAGAAGACAAAUUAUUAGAAUGCUAAUAAAACUUUUCAGCAAGUCUCUAUGGUGACUGUAAGGGCUGCAUGAGGGAGGUUACCACUAAUAUCCCGCAAGGGGCAUGGCCCGCGGGAGGCGAUGAAUGAGUCUUUUUUCAACUCUCCAAAAGUAGCGCGAUGAGUGAGUUUUUUUCAACUCUCCAGAAGUUUGAAAAUGUCCUAAACAGCCUUUCUGAAAAACUUACUGGCGUAACACUUUCGCUCUGCCUCUUUUUGCUGCAAUCCUGCAACAAGAGCCAUCUGCUGGCAGCCGUUAGAGGGAUCUUUUUCGUUUUUUUUUUCCUACUUUUUUAUCAAUUUUAUACUCGGCCUGAAUCCCUUUACCCGUUGCGGCCGGCCCCUUCCCCGGUGAGUGAAAGGACGGACUCCCUCGCCUCAGCACACCCUGGUUGUCGAUUCUCUUUGGACUGCAUCAGACCCAUCUUGAGUCCCAUUGCUGUAUGCCACCACGUCAGCCGCAACUGACCACUCACUGGGGGGAAGGUCAAUCUCCGCUGCCUUGAUGUCGACGCCUUAUUCUCAUGCUAGCAAGGUUAUGACCACGUAGAAAUAGAAGAGAACAAGAGACCCAAACUUGCAGAGGAUGCCAGAAAUAAUAGACCUUGAUGAGCACUCGUCACUCUUUGGUGCUCCCCUCUCUCGUCUACACCUGCAAGAGGAUGAAGAGAUUGAAGAAGGUGAAAACAAAGAAUUUGAAGGAGGAGAAGAUGAGGAGGAAGAAGAACAAGAAAGUGAUCUUCCUGUUACUUUAGGUUUUGUGGAGAAGCCGAAGAACCCAAUCUCUCUUCUCCGCCAAUUCUUCCCAUGCAAGGCUGGGGGUGCUCCGGCAUGGUUGGAUCCAAUUAAUUUACCAUAUGGGAAUGCUACUCUUUGUGGCUUCUGUGGGGUGCCUCUUCAGUUUUUGAUUCAGGUUUAUGCUCCAAUUUCAGAGAAAGAAUCGACCUUUCAUCGGUCUUUAUUCGUGUUCAUGUGCACUUCCAUGGAGUGCCUUAGGAAAGACCAGGCUACGCAAAGAAGAGGGGAGGUUGGAGUACAAUCACGAAGAAGUGUGAAGGUUUUUCGAUGCCAACUACCACGGGCAAAUCCCUUCUACUCCAAUGAACCACCAAGAUAUGAUGGCAAAGAUGCACCACUUAGUGGUGGAGCUGCACUUUGUUAUUGGUGUACAACAUGGAAAGGAGAGAAGAUUUGUGGCUCUUGUAGAAAAGCACGCUAUUGCUCUGAAAAGCAUCAGGUUUUGCAUUGGCGUGCUGGACACAAAAUUGAAUGCCGUCAGAUAAGCACUGCUUCACAAGCUUCUCAUCCUGCUGGUGCACAAGCCAAGCUUUCUCCACGAAUUCCUAAUGAAGCUGCUAAUUCUUCCUUAUGGGAAGAAUAUGAAAUUGUCAAUGAUGAUGAAUCCACAUAUGAUGAAGUGGAUAAAAAGGAGGAAAACUACGAGUCUUCAUUGGUUACAAUAGGCAAUACAACUGAACAUCUAACGUCAUUGUUGGACAAGUUUGAGGGAGAUGAAGAUAAAAAACAUUGGGCUUCUUUCCAAGAGCGCAUUGCAAGGGCCCCUGACCAGGUUAUAAGGUACUGCAGAGAUGUAAAAGCAGAACCACUGUGGCCUGGUGUUAGUGGUCAGCCCUCUAAAGCUGAUGUUCCUAAUUGCAGCUUUUGUCAUAGUCCUCGAUAUUUUGAGUUCCAGGUUCUGUCACAGCUGCUUUACUAUUUCCAAGUGAGCAAUGACUCAGAUUCUCUAGAUUGGGCCACAAUUGCUGUAUACACCUGUGCUGCUUCUUGUGAAGCAAGCACCAGCUACUGUGAGGAGUUUGCUUGGGUUCAGUUAUGUUCAUAAAAUUGCUUUUAUUAAUGCUCCACCUGCAAUGCUGAGGAUCGCCAGUUUUGGUAGCAGGUAUGCUUUUGGGGAAGAGUGUAUAUGAAUAUCGCGUGAAUAGGUUUCGAUCUCA